Messenger RNA from Diorhabda sublineata, 3698 nucleotides. Its product is annotated as trichohyalin. Lineage: Eukaryota; Metazoa; Arthropoda; Insecta; Coleoptera; Chrysomelidae. Bases 392 to 2959 code for a protein of 855 amino acids. The record is from RefSeq and is a predicted model, not a curated record. The transcript has 8 exons.
CAUAGUUGGUUGAAAGGCAUGAAAGUGCGGACUACACCGUCGAGUAGACCGUGUUUUAUUCGCGUAUGUCAUCAAAACAACUGGCGAUCCAAUGACAUUUUCGGAAGUUUUUAAUCGCGAUUGACAUACUAAUAAGGUAUAUUUGUGAUUUUUUGACUUAAAAGAUAUUGAAGUUGUGGUUUAACUGUGAUUGGUGUCUAGUUUUGUGAUAAAAUUUGCAAUUUGUUGACUGACGUUGGAUUUUACUACUAGACUCAAAGGUCGUGUACCUAGAUACUGCAAAUCUGCAGGAACAAGCCUAGUCAAAACAAUAAACAGCUAGUUAUCACAAAUUUGUGCCAUAUAUAUUAACUAUUUAUUCUUAAAAUGCCAGGGAAAUAAGAAAAUUCCAAUGGCUUUGAAGCUACGAAAAGAUAUAAAAAAAUCCAGUUACUACGUUUGGUUUCUUGGUGCUAAAGAAUCGAAAGGAUUAAGAGGAACUGAAUACAUAGUACCGGUGAUCAAACAUUUGGAAGAACGCGAAAAAGACAUAGAACCUUUCAAAGUAACCCUCCAAGUAUCACAUAAAGGUCUUAAGAUAAUACAAAAUGUAGUUUCGCAGAAUCAAAAAAAUUCCAAACCUAAAAACGAGACAAUCAAACAUUUUAUUCCUCACAAUACUAUAACAUGCGUAUAUCAACAAGAAGACGUCAUAGCUUGUAUUUUGUUAUUAUUCAAUCCUGUAACGAAAUGUCCGUUACACGUUCACGCAUAUAGAUGUGACAGUUUGGAAACUGCUACUUUAUUAAAAAUCCAACUGCAAACUUUAAUAGAAAGACCUGAAAAUCAGAAAAAGUUUGCCGAGAUUGAGAGUAAAUUAAAGCCACAAAAGGAGCUUAAAAAAGUUGAUAGUAGUAUAGGAAGUGACACAGGAACGAGUACAAGAGAAAGUGAAAGCAGCGAAGAAAGAUACGCCGUUGAAUCAACACGAGUAACAACGUUAUACGAUUCCGUCGCUGCCGAGCUUCGUGCUAAAUUAGGUAAAAAGAAUUCCCCCAUUCUUUUACCUCCUCGUGACUACGAUACUGUACACAGAACAAAAGGAAAUUUGACAGGUAUCGAAUUAAGACGAUGUCUCAAUGCCAACAUUGUAGGGCAGAAUGUGAAAGGAAGACGGAUUGAAAGUAGCGGAGGAAGUUCCGGAAUUGGUUCUGAUCAUCCACCUAGUCCAGAAAGUCCGGAUGCGCCUGAUUCUAGAUUUAAUACAUUGGACAAUCAGAGUACUAGUGAUGAAGAUUGGAAUGGAGAUCCAGCAGAAUCAACAAUAUAUUUAAUGCACCAACCCGCUCAAAUAGCUAGCUCAAAACAAACCAGAGACAAGUCUCCAGACAAUAAUCAAAGGUUCUCCAGAUAUGCAGAAUCUCACUCACCAAAAUAUGAAGAGUUGAACUUUAGAUCAAGUAAAAAUGUCAGAGAUGAAACUCAAAAGUAUCUGGAAAAACCAAUUUCCAAAUACGCUGACAACAAAUUUUUGGAGCGUCAGAAAAGUUUGGAAAAGGAAAUGUUCGCUCACAAAAAGUUCGUAGAUCGACAGAGAAGUUUAGAAAAAGACGUGGGUAUUCAAAGGAGUUUUGAGCAAGAUAGACGUUCGGGAAAUUUCGAAAAGUAUGGUGAAAAAAGAUAUUAUUAUCAAGGAGAAGAUUCUAGAGAGAAAUUUGACAGGUUUUAUGAAUCAGAAAAAUCUCGACAGGCGAACGAUGAUUUUUCUCCCCGAAAGGAGAAAUCAAAACAACAAAAAUACUUUGAAGAUGAUGGUUUCGAUGAAAAUAUGAGAUACAGAAAUAAAUCGACAGAUUUUGAAAGAAAUCGAUCUCGUUAUACUUACGAGGAAGAAGAAUAUUUUGACAAUAGACAGUAUAAAGAAGAAUCAGCAGCACCGAAAAUUCGACAAAGAUAUCCAUCAGACGAUUCCAAAUUCUACAAAGGAACAUUCAGGUCUGAUGGAAGUGAUCCAAAAAGUCCAACAAGAAGUUCCCCUGAUGAUUCUAGAUAUUAUACAGAACCAGAAAUAAAGCCUAGAUCCCUUUCUCGGCCUUCCCAGAAAGACAACUAUUCUAAAUCUCGCAGUGACCGUGAAGAAAAAUCUGUAAGAUCACAAGAACUUUUUGAAGAUCAUAGAAAGAUAGGGCAAUUCAGAUCGCCUACUCCUAGUUCGGAUGAUAUAAAAGCUCCUAGUGACAGAUUUAAGAAUGCUAAGGAAAAAUUCAUGUUAAUGGAGAGAGAAAGAUUGGAGAUCGAAAGAAGAAGACCAGAACCUCCAAUUUCUCCAACUAACGUUAAAGAAAAACCUUUUUCUAAGAGGUAUAAUGAUUCUGAUUAUCCAAAUGAUAGAGAAAGAUAUUUCAACGAUCACAGAGGACACCAUUUAGAAGAUCCAAAACCUACUCCAGCACCAAGACACAUCUCCGAAGAAGUUCGUUACAGAGAACGAAACAGAGAAAUGCAUCGAGACAGGGAUCCUCCAAUGGACAGAUAUCGCCAAACUGACAAAUUCGAUCCAAAAAGACGAUCAAUGUUUUCGUUAAUCGAAGAAGAGCACAGAAAAAAUUCGAAUGAAAUAGCAAAGGAAUUGAAAAGGCGAUCGUACAUGGACAGUGGAGGAUACGAUGAAGACAUUGAACGAUUGAAUCGAGAUCGAGAUAGACAUUUUCAAGAAUUACCGGAAUCUGACAGAUUUUUAGAUGGUUACUCAAAAUCUAGUAUAGAGAUUGAUAAAGUUGGUGAGAUGAAAUUUGAUCAAAAGUUCAUUAAAAACCAGAAACAAGUUAAGAAUUCAGCCGGAUAUAGACAUAGCUAUGUCGAACCGAAAAUGAGAAUGGAUAAAAAUACUAAGAAACAUUUAUCGGAGAUGUUGCACAGAACGAACAGUUCUGUAGGAAAUAAUGGACGUGUAGGAAUAGCCAGCGUUCAUCCAUAUUAGUAAUAAAAGGAAUUAAUAACUGAUGUAUGAAAUUUUUGGUGACGGUCUGGAGUCGAUAAAUGUGUUUGUAUAUUAUUUAUACUAAGUUGUUAGUACUUGCCUGAACACAGGUAACUGCUCAAGAGUAUUUAUAAAGAAAUUAUUGUUUUGGGCAUACGUAUCUUUGAGAGAUUAGUCAGAGAAAUGUCAGUUUGGGUAAAUAAUGAGAAAAUUGCAUAAGUAAUAUAAAUAUCUGAGUGCUUCCAAAGUUUCCUUAUGUUCAUUAACUGCAUUGUUGGUAAAAUAUAUGUUUUUCUGGAAAUGAUCAAACUUCAGUUUGAUUGUAUGUACUUACAUAAUUCAAAAAUUAGAGAAAUUCGAAUUCGCCAAGCUCUUACCUCAUAGUUAAUCUCCUUCUGAACUCUUCUACUUCAACUUCAUUGCAGAUCAUACAAUAAAAUCAGUCCAAUCAAUAUAAAAAUAUAAAGGUGUGCAGGUAUUAAAUUUCUCUUGAAUUGUAUUGAAAUUUGAGCUUAAACUACACAAAAAUAUGGAACAUACCUUUGAUGAGGUUGAGUUUUUCAUAAUAACACAUUAUGAAUUCACUAUUUAGAAGCUUUGAGCAUUGGGAAGCAAAUUAAAUGUCCGUGCCACCCCUACUACACUCUUUAUUAAGUUGUACGGUUGGAAUUGAUACAGGAAUUUGGAAUUUGAUGCUUAUUGUGAUGUGUCUGGAGAAUCAAACCAAGGUUUCUUUUGU